AUGCAGUGGACCAAUCAAAGUGACGCGCUGGGCAGUCGGGUCACCCGCCCCAUUCCCCCUCCUUCCAUCACCCCGCCCCAUUCUUCCUCCUUCCAUCACCCCGCCCCAUUCUCCCGCUUUCUAUCACCCCGCCCCAUUCUCCCGAUUUCCAUCACCCUGCCCCAUUCUCCCGCUUUCCAUCACCCCGCCCCAUUCUCCCGCUUUCCAUCACCCCGCCCCAUUCUCCCGCUUUCCAUCACCCCGCCCCAUUCUCCCGCUUUCCAUCACCCCGCCCCAUUCUCCCGCUUUCCAUCACCCCGCCCCAUUCUCCCGCUUUCCAUCACCCCGCCCCAUUCUCCCGCUUUCCAUCACCCCGCCCCAUUCUCCCGCUUUCCAUCACCCCGCCCCAUUCUCCCGCUUUCCAUCACCCCGCCCCAUUCUCCCGCUUUCCAUCACCCCGCCCCAUUCUCCCGCUUUCCAUCACCCCUCCCCAUUCUCCCGCUUUCCAUCACCCCGCCCCAUUUUCCCGCUUUCCAUCACCCCGCCCCAUUCUCCCGCUUUCCAUCACCCCGCCCCAUUCUCCCUCCUUCCAUCACCCCGCCCCAUUCUCCCGCCUUCCAUCACCCCGCCCCAUUCUUCCGCUUUCCAUCACCCGCCCCAUUCUCCCGCUCUCCAUCACCCGCCCCGUGCUCCCUCCUUCCUUCACCCCGCCCCGUUCACCCUUCUUCCAUCACCCCGCCCCAUUCUCCCGCUUUCCAUCACCCUGCCCCAUUCUCCCGCUUUCCAUCACCCCGCCCCAUUCUCCCGCUUUCCAUCAUCCUGCCCCAUUCUCCCGCUUUCCAUCACCCCGCCCCAUUCUCCCGCUUUCCAUCACCCCGCCCCAUUCUCCCGCUUUCCAUCACCCCGCCCCAUUCUCCCGCUUUCCAUCACCCCGCCCCAUUCUCCCGCUUUCCAUCACCCCGCCCCCUUCUCCCGCUUGCCAUCACCCCGCCCCAUUCUCCCGCUUUCCAUCACCCCGCCCCAUUCUCCCGCUUUCCAUCACCCCGCCCCAUUCUCCCUCCUUCCAUCACCCCGGCCCAUUCUCCCGCCUUCCAUCACCCCGCCCCAUUCUUCCGCUUUCCAUCACCCGCCCCAUUCUCCUGCUUUCUAUCACCCCGCCCCAUUCUCCCUCCUUCCAUAACCCGGCCCCAUUCUUCCGCCUUCCAUCACCCCGCCCCAUUCUUCCGCUUUCCAUCACCCGCCCCAUUCUCCCGCUCUCCAUCAACCGCCCCGUUCUGCCUCCUUCCUUCACCCCGCCCCGUUCACCCUUCUUCCAUCACCCCGCCCCAUUCUCCCGCUUUCCAUCACCCCGCCCCAUUCUCCCGCUUUCCAUCACCCCGCCCCAUUCUCCCGCUAUCCAUCACCCCACCCCAUUCUCUCGCUUUCCAUCACCCCGCCCUAUUCUCUCGCUUUCCAUCACCCCGCCCCAUUCUCGAGCUUUCCAUCACCCCGCCCCAUUCUCUCGCUUUCCAUCACCCCGCCCCAUUCUCCCGCUUUCCAUCACCCCGCCCCAUUCUCCCGCUUCCAUCACCCCGCCCCAUUCUCCCGCUUUCCAUCACCCCACCCCAUUCUCCUGCUUUCCAUCACCACGCCCCAUUCUCCCUCCUUCCAUCACCCCGCCCCAUUCUCCCUCUUUCCAUCACCCCGCCCCAUUCUACCGAUUUCCAUCACCCCGCCCCAUUCUCCCGCUUUCCAUCACCCCGCCCCAUUCUCCCGCCUCCCAUCACCUCGCCCCAUUCUCCCGCUUUCCAUCACCCCACCCCAUUCUCCCGCUUUCCAUCAGUUUGCCCCAUUCUCCCUCCUUCCAUCACCCCGCCCCAUUCUCCCGCCUUCCAUCACCCCGCCCCAUUCUUCCGCUUUCCAUCACCCGCCCCAUUCUCCCGCUUUCCAUCACCCCACCCCAUUCUCCCGCUUUCCAUCACCCCGCCCCAUUCUGCUGCUUUCCAUCACCCCGCCCCAUUCUCCCUCCUUCCAUCACCCCGCCCCAUUCUCCCUUUUUCCAUCACCCCGCCCCAUUCUCCCUCCUUCCAUCACCCCGCCCCAUUCUCCCGCUUUCCGUCACCCCGACCCAUUCUCCCGCAUUCCAUCACCCCGCCCCAUUCUCCCCCUUUCCAUCACCCCGCUCCAUUCUCCCGCUUUCCAUCACCCCGUCCCAUUUUCCCGCAUUCCAUCACCACGCCACAUUCUUCCACAUUCCAUCACCCCGCCCCAUUCUCCCGCUUUCCAUCACCCUACCCCAUUCUCCCGCUUUCCAUCACCCUGCCCCAUUCUCCCGCUUUCCAUCACCCAAACCCAUUCUCCCACUUUCCAUCACCCCGCCCCAUUCUCCCGCUUUCCAUCACCCCGCCCAAUUCUCCCACUUUCCAUCACUCCGCCCCAUUCUCCCGCUUUCCAUCACCCCGCCCCAUUCUCCCGCCUUCCAUCAUCCCGCUUCAUUCUCCUGCUUACCAUGACCCCGCCCCAUUCUCCCGCUUUCCAUCACCCUACCCCAUUCUCCCGCUUUCCAUCACCCUGCCCCAUUCUCCCGCUUUCCAUCACCCCGCCCCAUUCUCCCACUUUCCAUCACCCCGCCCCAUUCUCCCGCUUUCCAUCACCCCGCCCAAUUCUCCCACUUUCCAUCACUCCGCCCCAUUCUCCCGCUUUCCUUCACCCCGCCACUUUCUCCCUCCUGUCAUCACCCCGCCCCAUCCUCCCGCUUUCUAUCACUCCGCUCCAUUCUCCCUCCUUCCAUCACCCCUCCCCAUUCUUCCUCCUUCAAUCACCCCACCCCAUUCUCCCGCUUUCCAUCACCCCGCCCCAUUCUGCCGCUUUUCAUCACCCCGCUCCAUUCUCCCGCUUUCCAUCACCCCUACCCAUUCUCCCGCUCCUCUCCCUCUCCCGCACAAGCCCCUCCCGCGCCCGAACCACCUCCUCCUCCCUCGCCGCUACAGCCGCCAGGGCCACCUCUACUUCACCCAUCCGUGCCGCUACAGCCGCCUCUCUCCCCUUCAGCUGCUCAGCCGCCGCUUCAAGAGCUGA
Messenger RNA from Closterium sp. Naga37s-1, 3036 nucleotides. The record is from the annotation of a GenBank genome assembly. NCBI's taxonomy places the organism in Eukaryota, Viridiplantae, Streptophyta, Zygnematophyceae, Desmidiales, Closteriaceae.